Messenger RNA from Homarus americanus (American lobster), 2206 nucleotides. Its product is annotated as heparan sulfate glucosamine 3-O-sulfotransferase 5-like. The transcript has 6 exons. NCBI's taxonomy places the organism in Eukaryota, Metazoa, Arthropoda, Malacostraca, Decapoda, Nephropidae. The coding region runs from base 191 to 1270 and encodes 359 amino acids. The record is from RefSeq and is a predicted model, not a curated record. Gene Ontology annotation, molecular function: [heparan sulfate]-glucosamine 3-sulfotransferase activity.
ACAGAACUCGUAGAAUUUGUUUGUGGGGGAGUGAUGGGAGGCAAGUCGAGAUCAGUCGGGUGGGAAAGGUUAGCACAUAACAGUAUAUAGCUUGCCUAUUGUGUGUGCUUCUGCUGCUCUUGCUUGAAUAUUUCAUAAUCCGUGGCAUCCCAAGGUGGUCACAUGUGUGAGGUGGCAUGGGUAGGCGACCAUGUCAUUUGGGAAUGAGGGCUAUCAAACUACAUGGAGUGAAGACCCUGGACGAAAGCCAUCCAGGGGGCCGCCACUGAUGGGGGGACGCUGUGAGAGCUCCUCCUCACCCCUUAGUUCACUGCGGCGGAUGGCCCCCAUCAUUGUUUUCUCUUCACUGCUCUUUUGCCUCGUUCUCUACUACACCUUUCCCAUAGGUGCUGCAGCAAUAUAUGCUCCAUCAGCAGUAUCUGAGACCACUGGGCUGGAUUCCGUCACAACAGAGGCUUAUCGCAAGCGGCUUCGCAUCCGAGGCACCCAGAGAAGACUGCCCCAAGCCUUGAUCAUCGGAGUGCGUAAAUGCGGGACUCGAGCCCUGAUAGAGAUGCUAAAUCUUCAUCCCCAUAUUCAGAAGAACGGAAUUGAGAUGCAUUUCUUUGAUGAUGAUGAACGAUAUGCAAAUGGCUUAGAGUGGUAUAGAAAAAGAAUGCCGUACUCUUUUGAUAAUCAGGUUACAAUAGAAAAGACGCCAUCGUACUUUAUAUCACGUGAGGCUCCUGCCAGAAUACGUGCCAUGAACGAAACCAUAAAACUGUUGUUAAUCGUGCGGGAACCUGCAAUGAGGGUCCUGUCUGAUUACACUCAAAUAAUGGAAGCCAAAAUGCGGAAAGGGAGACAGGUUGCCCCAUUCCACAAGAAAGUGCUCACUCCUGAUGGUGAAAUUAAUGACGGGUUCAAAGCAAUACAGAUCAGCCAGUACGCAGUGCAUGUCUUGCGUUGGCUGAGAGAAUUUCCUCGGGAACAAAUACAUAUCAUCGAUGGGGAUAACCUUGUAGCUGAUCCCUUUACUGAAAUUGAUAAGGUGCAGCGGUUCUUGAGACUUCCACUUCAUAUAAAACCAGAUAAUUUCUACUUCAAUGAGACAAAGGGUUUCUAUUGUAUGAGAAAUGAAACUUUUCAAAAAUGUUUAGCUGAUGCUAAGGGUCGACCACAUCCGUACGUCGAUCCUGCAGUAAUGUCCCGGUUACGUAAGUUUUUUGCCCCCUUCAAUGAGCAGUUCUAUGAGAUGGUGGGAAGAAAUUUUGGAUGGCCUUCCUCCUAAUACACUUUAGCAACCAUGCUUAGCAGGUACAGAAAUAUUUUUCUCCAAUGCUGGAGCGGUUUCCAGUGCUGAUGUACAAGUGUCAUAGACUGAUUUUGUAUAUUUUGUAAUUAUAGUACAAUUUUAUGGUGAUGAUCAUAUAUUUUACUAUGAUUUAUGAUAAUGUGAUUGACCUGUGUCCACCAUGUUGCAGUGUUUGUCACUAAUGUUGGGAAGUGGUUGUGCUUGUCAUGGUUUACUGCAGUAGUAAAAUGACACAAAUAAUAAUAAAUGACACGUUCAGGAAAGACUGAACAAUGCUAUGAACCAAUCUGGAUCAUUAGGAAUGUGUUAAAGAUGAACUAAUGAUCAAGGAUGGUGAAAAACUUUGUAUUUAUUAUAUUUUUAUGAUGUUAAAUUUGAGAAGAUGAAAAUGCAGUGGUUAUUCAAUGGGAGAUGGCACAUGCCAUCGCACAUAUGCAGUUCAUAAUAACUUCAAUUAUUUUUAACUAUAGGACAAAAAUCAUCUAUAUUGCAACUAUCUUGUAUGGUGUAUCUGAUGGAGCUUCAAUGAAAGGAAUUUCAUAUUUUUAUUUUCUAAAGAGUUUUGUAGGUUUUAUUGUUAAGUAUCCCAGCAUCGAUACUGAAGCACUCUACUUUAUUUAGCUGAGUGUUUAUAAAAUAGUCACUGAACUUCAAUGGGUGGCCACAAUUGAGCUGAUAUAUUGUAGUGUUUUACUGAUUACAAACUGAAUAAGGGCCCCCCAAAUUCGCGGGGGUUAGGUUAUAUCAAAAUGGCUGCGAAUCGCCAAAUCAGUGAAUAACAUAUGCGGAUGGGGGGGGAUACAUUUUACUUGUGUACAAAGAAAUGCAUACAGUAUUCCCUUUAUGUGUUUGCCCACAGGACAAUUAUUUCUUUUACCUGUAUUGUAUAUAUGUGUGUGUGUGUGUGGAGAC